AUGCUAGCCGCCAAGUCGAUGGUUGGCCUCUUCCUCCUCGUCCUCUUCGCUCUGAGUAGUCGUGAGUCUAACGCAGAGGAGGCUGGUGAAACACCGCUGGAUGUCUGCGCGUCCUGCGAUGAGUCAAAGUGUCCCCCCGUGACCAUGUGUCCCGUGGGAGAGGUAAAAGACUAUUGUGGCUGUUGCUCGGUCUGCGGCUUAGAGCAGGGACAUCGAUGCAAUACGAGACAGGAAUUACAUGACAUGCUCUCGGGCAGACGACGUCACGGCUACUACGGCGCCUGCGGCAAGAACCUUGAAUGUCAGCCUCGCACUGACGUUGAUGAGCAGUCACUGGGUGAGGAGAACAUUUGCGUGUGCACCAAGCCCGGUCGUUUCUGCGCCAGCAACGGAGAAACCUACUCGGCUUGUGAGUUGGAGGCCGUGCAGGCCAAGUCGUUUGGUGAGGUAUUCCUCAUCUCCUAUGACGAUUGUAAAUCAGAGCCGAAGAUUGUAGCCGCAUCGGAGUCGCAGCGAGUUCCCGAAGGAAACAGGACAACCUUCUGGUGCGAAAUCAAGGGUUAUCCCCUUCCAACAGUCACCUGGUAUUACUUUGCUCCCGGUGGAUCAUAUGAGGCCAUUCUACUCCCGGGGGACUCUGAUGAAAUGAGUGUGAGUCUGCGUGGUGCGCCACCGGGACGUCGCAUAAUCUCCCACCUGCAGAUCCGGAGAUUCGACAUCAAAUACGAGGGCAUCUACCAGUGCUACGUAGAGAACGAUCUCGGAAGUGACCGCCACAAUAUCACCGCCAUCUACGCUCCACCGGAGCCUCGGCCUCGAGAUCUCUAG
Molecule: messenger RNA, 828 nt
Organism: Echinococcus granulosus
Lineage: Eukaryota; Metazoa; Platyhelminthes; Cestoda; Cyclophyllidea; Taeniidae
Product: Kazal-type serine protease inhibitor domain-containing protein
Exons: 3
Coding region: 1-828 (275 amino acids)
Biological process (GO): regulation of cell growth; regulation of signal transduction
Cellular component (GO): extracellular region
Molecular function (GO): insulin-like growth factor binding
Source: RefSeq, a predicted model, not a curated record